CAGCGCUUAAGCUUACUUGGCGCAGCCGAGGGGAUGUGGUAUGAGUCGUCGGCGUCCGCAAAGACACGUUGAGCACGAUGACGCAAUUCAUAACAAUAAGCGUGGCAACCACCAUGACGAAAAUAAGAUACCUGAGAUACAUACCCAGGAGGCAUGAUGUCACAGCAUCCCACAAAACAGGACAAGCCGCUAGCUGUCCUCUACCUCACAAACACCUCCGCGCGGGAGUGGUGGAGUUACUUCCCCUGGCUACCCCUCCACAACACCAGUAUCGUCCGCCCUCCCCCUUCCCCCGCAUCUACCAUCUGUUGCGGCCAUGAAGGGGACUCCCAGCAACUUGGACACACUGCUGUGGGUCUACCACUUCCACAGCUCCACCGAGGUGGCCCUACAGCCUCCGCUUCUGUCUUCCCUGGAACUUGCUGUGGCCGCAGCUCACGAAUAUCUGGUCCAAAGGUUCAGAGAACUUAAGUCCCAGGAGCCCCUGGAAUCCAAUAAGCCGCCUGCCCAGAAGGCCACCUUGGGGCUGGUGCUAAGAGAAGCUGCAACCAGCAUCAUGAGCUUUGGAGCCACCUUGUUAGAGAUCUCAGUCCUGUGGCUACAGCAGGAAGUGCUGGACAGCAGCGACGGCUGCCUGGUCGCAGCCCCAAACACUGGGGAUCCGGGUAGGGCACUGGCCCGUGUAGCCCUGGCUGCAGGGCAGGGGAUUCGGCAAGCUGGAGCAGCAGCUGGCGCAAGUGUCCGGUACCUGAUCCAGGGGGCGUGGCUGUGCCUGUGCGGACGGGGUUUGCACGGGUCCACCUCAUCCCUGCAACAAACCCUACGCCAACUGGGCCUUGGGGUCCCCGGGGAUCCGAGAUACCCGGGAGACCCCAAGGUGGCAUCCAACAGCAGUGAGGAGAACGGGGGACCAGAUAAUCCAUCACUGUCCCAGCCCCACCCUGUGUCCAAAUAAAAACCCAGAACGGGACAACUGCAAGUCCCCUACGCCAACCUUCUUUGGCUCCGCCCUCCAUGCUGGUACCCCAUCUCUGUUAGAUCCACUUUGAGGUUACCUGCCCAGCAGUGGCACGCUCAGAGAUGUCUCUGGAAUUUUCUGGGCAAUU
Molecule: messenger RNA, 1106 nt
Organism: Arvicola amphibius (Eurasian water vole)
Lineage: Eukaryota; Metazoa; Chordata; Mammalia; Rodentia; Cricetidae
Gene: C4H17orf107
Product: chromosome 4 C17orf107 homolog
Exons: 4
Coding region: 317-955 (212 amino acids)
Source: RefSeq, a predicted model, not a curated record